UAAAGCAAGUGCAUUACUAAGUGUAGUUUUUUGUCCUUUCAAGUUGACAUUAUUUCUGAAUAUGCUUACUUUGUCAAUGGAAUACAUUCUCCUCCUAGUAAGAAACUACUAUGACAUUCUUCUGGCUUCAAUACUUUUCAUAAGUAUUACACUUUACAAAGUAUCAGGAAGAACUAAAGAUGCAAAAAGCUGCAUACCAGGGAGCUUGGGAAUACCUUUUGUGGGAGAGACCUUUGCACUUCUAUCAGCAACCAACAGUGUCAAGGGUUGUUAUGACUUUGUUAGACUCCGACGUGAGUGGCAUGGAAAAUGGUUUAAAACGAGGAUUUUCGGGAAGAUACAUGUGUUUGUUCCAAGUGUUGAGGGUGCAAAAACAAUUUUUACCAAUGAUUUUACUCUUUUCAACAAGGGCUACGUGAAAUCAAUGGCGGAUGCUGUGGGAAAGAAAAGCUUGUUAUGUGUUCCUCAAGAAAGUCACAAAAGGAUUAGACGUCUCCUUUCUGAUCCUUUCUCUAUGAAUUCACUGUCUAAGUUUGUCCAGAGGUUUGAUAACAUGCUAUCUGAAAGAUUAAAGAAAGUACAAAAGGAAGGGAAGAGAUUCACUGUGCUUGACUUCAACAUGAAGAUAACAUUUGAUGCAAUGUGCGAUAUGCUGAUGAGCAUAAAAGAUGCUUUGUUGCUAGAACAAAUUGAAAGAGACUGCACUGCUGUUUCUGAUGCUAUGCUAUCCUUUCCCGUCAUGAUUCCAACCACCAGAUAUUAUAAAGGCAUCAAGGCACGCACAAGGUUAAUGGAGACCUUCAAGGCAAUGAUAACAAGUCGGCGCAAUGGGAAGGAAUAUCAUGAAGACUUCCUGCAGUCAAUGUUGGAGAAGGAUUCCUGUCCAGUCAAUCAAAAGCUUGAUGAUGAAGAGAUCAUGGAUAAUUUGUUAACACUGAUAAUUGCAGGGCAGACGACUACUGCAGCUGCAAUGAUGUGGAGUGUCAAGUUUUUGCAUGAGCACGGAGAAGUCCAGGACAGGCUCAGAGAAGAACAAAUUUCAAUACUCAAAAGCAAGCCUAAUGGAGCCUUACUUACCCUGGAUGAUCUCAAUAGCAUGUCCUAUGCCUCAAAGGUUGUCAAAGAGACACUGAGGAUGUCAAAUGUCCUGCUAUGGUUCCCUCGAGUUGCACUUGAUGACUGCAAUAUUGAAGGUUUUGAAAUAAAGAAAGGGUGGCAUGCCAACAUAGAUGCGUCAUGCAUACACUAUGAUCCAGCAUUGUACAAGGACCCUAUGCAGUUCAACCCUUCAAGAUUUGACGAAAUGCAAAAGCCAUACAGCUACAUUCCUUUUGGAUCAGGACCACGAACUUGCUUGGGAAUUAACAUGGCAAAAAUGACCAUGUUGGUAUUUUUGCACAGACUGACAAGUGGAUACAAGUGGAAAGUUGACGAUCUAGAUCCCAGCCUCGAAAGAAAAGCACAUAUCCCCAGAUUGAGAAGUGGGUGUCCAAUAACUUUGACAGUCUUGCAAGAUGAAUAGCAAACUUCUUCAAAUGGAGCCACUAAGAAGAUGCCUUCAGCAUAAGCAAAUAAAUUUUCCGCAGCCAAAGCUGCCAUGUAUUGGUACAAAUUAUGAAUAUCGAGAUGUUAGUUGGUCAGAGAACAGAAAAACAUGAAUUUUGUAGUGUAGCUACCAAAGUUUAUUGUGAAAGAAUAUGGGGCUUAGUAAUAGACAGGAUAAUCUCAUCCACCUUUUCCAUGCUUUUGCCAGUUGAUAAUUCAAAGGUAUGAGAGGGAAAAAAAAGAACUACUUCUCUUCGUUUGUGGAGAACUGGAAUAUUUGCGAGAAGACAACUACAAAUUGGAAAGAAGCUUUUUCAGUGUAUUAACACAACAUCUUUAAUGUA
This is a messenger RNA of Nicotiana tabacum (common tobacco), 1889 nucleotides long. Its product is annotated as abscisic acid 8'-hydroxylase 1. Gene Ontology annotation, molecular function: heme binding; monooxygenase activity; iron ion binding. Gene Ontology annotation, biological process: multicellular organism development; brassinosteroid biosynthetic process; brassinosteroid homeostasis. Lineage: Eukaryota; Viridiplantae; Streptophyta; Magnoliopsida; Solanales; Solanaceae. The record is from RefSeq and is a predicted model, not a curated record.